Molecule: messenger RNA, 2172 nt
Organism: Camellia sinensis
Lineage: Eukaryota; Viridiplantae; Streptophyta; Magnoliopsida; Ericales; Theaceae
Source: RefSeq, a predicted model, not a curated record
AUGCCUAUAGGAGAAAUCUUUCUCGCUGCUUUCGUUCAGAUGUUGUUUGAGAAGUUGGCCUCAAUUGUCCUACUGAAGGUUGCUCAUCGGGAGCAGGCUCAUAUUCCCUUCAAGAAAUGGAAUGGAGAGCUAAAAGAAAUUCAGGCAUUCUUAGAUGAUGCAGAGGAGAAACAAAUAAAAAAUAGCGUUGUGAAAAUGGAAACAAUGCCUAUAGGAGAAAUCUUUCUCGCUGCUUUCGUUCAGAUGUUGUUUGAGAAGUUGGCCUCAAUUGUCCUACUGAUGGUUGCUCAUCGGGAGCAGGCUCAUACUCCCUUCAAGAAAUGGAGUGGAGAGCUAAAAGAAAUUCAGGCAUUCUUAGAUGAUGCAGAGGAGAAACAAAUAAAAAAUAGCGUUGUGAAAAUGUGGCUUGAGGAUCUCACAGACCUGGCUUAUGAUCUGGAUGACAUACUAGAUGAAUUUGCCACUGAAGCUUUGUGGUAUAAGUUAACAGUAGAGUCUCAAGCAGCUAACACCAGCAAGAGCAAGCUACUGGCCAUGAUACCUACAUGUUGUACAAGAUUCAAUCCAACGACUCUUCUUUAUGAUUUUAUGAGUUCUACUUCAAAGAUAGAUGAAAUCACUACCCAAUUGCAAAGUAUUUUUGAAAGAGGAAGUCGACUUGGUUUACAAAAGAAUGUUGUAGGAGAAUUUGCUAAAGCUUGGCAUAGGCCACCAGCUACAUCAUCAUUGAUACAUGAACGUUGCAUAUAUGGCAGGGAUAAAGAGAAAAGGGACAUAAUUGAUUUUCUCCUAAGGGAUGAGUCAAAUGAUAGUAAAGUCGGCGUACUUCCCAUAGUAGGUAUGGGUGGGCUUGGCAAGACCACCCUUGCACAGAUGGUAUACAACGAUGAAGUGGUGAACAAGCAUUUUGAUUUGAAAGCAUGGGUCUGUGUUUCUGAUGAGUUUGAUACUAUGAGAAUAUCAAAAGUAAUUCUUGAAUCUAUUACUUCCAAGGCUUGUGAAUUUAAAGAAUUGAAUCAAGUUCAAGUUCAGUUAAAGCAGAAUUUGAUUGGAAAGAAGAUUUUAAUCAUUUUAGAUGAUGUAUGGGACAAGAAAUACAAUGAUUGGAACAUUUUGAAGGCCCCCUUUAACGAUGGAGUCUCAGGAAGUAAGAUAAUUGUAACAACUCGUGACAGAGAUGUUGCAUCGAUUAUGGGAACCGUUCAAAACCAUUUGCUACAGCAUCUAUCAAAUGAUGAUUGUUGGUCAGUGUUUGAACAACAUGCCUUUGGGAAUAGAAGCAUGGAUGCGGAUCCAAAUUUGGUGUUUAUUGGUAGGAAAAUUGUGGAAAAAUGUAAAGGUUUGCCUUUGGCUGCUAGGACACUCGGUGGCCUUUUACGGUGCAAAGAAAGAGACAAUGAGUGGGAAAUUGUAUUGAAUAGUAAAAUAUGGGAUUUAACAGAACAAGGCAAUGAAAUCCCCCCAGCUUUGAGAUUAAGCUACCAUCAUCUCCCUUCACAUUUGAAGCGGUGCUUUGCAUAUUGCUCUAUACUGCCAAAGGACUAUGAAUUUGAGGAGAUGGAGUUAGUCUUCUUGUGGAUGGCAGAAGGCCUUCUUCAGCAACAAAAUGGAAAGAAGCGAAUGGAAGAUUUAGGAGUUCAAUACUUUCACGAAUUGCAGUCGAGGUCUUUUUUCCAACCAUCAAGUGGUGGUGAAAGCUCGAAAUUUGUGAUGCAUGACCUCAUCAAUGAUUUGGCUCAGUCAGUUGCAGGAUAUACUUGUUUUAGAUUGGAGGAUAAAUUGAAGGAUCAGGAGCAACAUACAAAAUUAAAGAGUGCUCGACAUUCAUCUUACAUGCAAAGCGAAUUUGAUGCAAUCAAAAAGUUUGAAACUUUUUAUAAAGCUGAGAAUGUAAGGAGUCUAAGGACCUUCUUACCAUUGUCCUUAAGUAAAUAUAGACAUUGUUGUUUGACAAGCAAGGUUCCCCUUGAUCUGUUGCCAAAGAUGAAACGCUUAAGGGUGUUGAGUUUGAAUAGAUAUCACAUUGGCGACGAACUUAUUCCAAAAUCAAUUGGAGAUUUGAAACAUUUGCGAUAUCUUAACUUUUCCUACACCAGAAUCAGAACAGUACCUGAAUCAUUAGGUACCCUAUACAAUCUACAAACUUUGAUGCUAAGAGUUGUCCAGAAUUGA